UCAGAUGAGUCGAAGCCCAAGCACAAGUUUCUGCCGAACAUCGCCCCCCCAAAGAUCCCUGAUGGGGAAAAAGUAGAUUUUGAUGACAUCCACAGAAAGCGUCAGGAGAAGGACCUGGCUGAGCUGCAGUCUCUGAUUGAAGCUCACUUCAUCCAGAGGAAGAAAGAGGAAGAGGAGCUCACCGCCCUCGUCACCAGAAUUGAGAAGCGUCGUGCUGAGAGAGCAGAGCAGCAGAGGAUUCGAGCAGAGAAAGAGAAGGAGAGGCAGGCCAGACUCGCGGAAGAGAAGGAGAGGAAGGAGCAGGAGGAGCAGCGCAAGAAGCAGGAUGAGGACGCCAAGAAGAAGAAGGCCCUGACAAACAUGACCCAGCAAUAUGGCGGCAUCCAGCAGAAGAGCGAGACCCGGAGGGGGGCCAAGAAACAAACAGAGAGGGAGAAGAAGAAGAAGAUCUUGGCUGAGCGCAGGAAGCCGCUCACCAUCGAUCAUCUGAACGAGGACAAACUCAAAGAGAAGGCCAAUGAGCUCUGGCAGUGGAUGAUGGGGCUGGAGGCCGAGAAGUUUGAUCUCGCCGAGAAACUCAAAAGGCAGAAGUACGACAUACAUCAGCUCCUCUCUCGGGUCCAGGACCACCAGAGUGCCAAAGGUCGUGGCAAGGGCAAGAUGGGCAGCCGGCUAAGAUAAAGACGCUCGGAGGCAGACCAGACGAAUCAUGACGUUAGCGGUCGACGUGUGUAUCUGUUGAGUGCAUGUGUCCGUUGUUUUCUGUUGUGUUGGGCGACACGUUUGACAUGUCGGUGUAUCAAGUCAAUAAAAGAGUCGUUACAUUA
Lampris incognitus (smalleye Pacific opah) is the source of this 827-nucleotide messenger RNA. It is a transcript of the gene tnnt2d, whose product is annotated as troponin T2d, cardiac. Lineage: Eukaryota; Metazoa; Chordata; Actinopteri; Lampriformes; Lampridae. The transcript is spliced from 9 exons. Gene Ontology annotation, cellular component: troponin complex. Gene Ontology annotation, molecular function: tropomyosin binding; troponin I binding; troponin C binding. Gene Ontology annotation, biological process: sarcomere organization; regulation of muscle contraction; cardiac muscle contraction. The record is from RefSeq and is a predicted model, not a curated record. The annotation marks the transcript as partial.